AGGGCAUUGGCUAAUCACUCCAAAGCCCACACGCUAAAAAACAGCUUCUUCGUAGACCCCAAAGCAAAUAGGCCGCUCAAAAGCCGCCAGAUCUCUUAGAAUUUCUUAUACCUUCCCCAAUUUCUGCUGGAAAAUCACUUCGAUGAUCUGAUUGUAAGCUCAUUCGUCUCUAAACCAUCGCAAAAUCUUUUACAGUCGUCGGGUUCUAGUUCAGUGAAACUGGGAUUCAGAUAAUCUCAUUGAUAGCAAGUUACUGCUGAAAUUGAUUUAUUGACAUGGGCGAUAGCAAUAGUAAUUCGCCGCCUGGGUCUCCUAAAGAAAACCCAGAUCAGGAUGCUGACAAAAAACCAAUUGCCAAGGAUGAUAGCACACUGGAAACUAUAGUUCGUAGGAUCCAGGACUCAAUUUCCAUAGGCAAGAAACACAAGUUUUGGGAAAGCCAACCAGUAGGUCAAUUCAAAGACAUUGGGGAUGCAAGUUUGGCUGAGGGCCCGAUUGAGCCUCCAACUCUAUUGUCUGAAGUAAAGCAAGAACCUUACAAUCUCCCUAGUCAAUAUGAAUGGACCACUUGCGACAUUGACUUGGAAGAGACUUGCACUGAGGUUUACAAUCUCUUGACGAACAAUUACGUCGAGGAUGAUGAGAACAUGUUUAGAUUUAAUUAUUCUAAGGAGUUCCUAAGGUGGGCUUUGCGCCCUCCUGGUUAUUACCGAAGUUGGCACAUUGGGGUCCGUGCCAAGGGUUCAAAGAAGCUCGUUGCUUUUAUAACAGGUGUGCCUGCAAGGAUUAGAGUGCGUGAUGAAGUUGUGAAAAUGGCUGAGGUCAAUUUCUUGUGUGUUCAUAAGAAGCUCAGGUCAAAGAGACUUGCCCCUGUCUUGAUUAAGGAGGUCACCAGGAGGGUGCAUUUGGAGAAUAUUUGGCAAGCUGCUUACACUGCUGGAGUGGUUCUUCCAACACCAAUAACAACUUGUCAGUAUUGGCAUAGGUCUUUGAACCCAAAGAAGCUUAUUGAUGUUGGCUUCUCCAGGCUUGGAGCGAGAAUGACCAUGAGCCGCACCAUAAAACUUUACAAGUUACCAGAUUCACCAGCUACUCCUGGAUUUAGAAAAAUGGAGCUUCGUGAUGUACCUGCCGUUACACGAUUGCUCAGAGACUACUUGAGCCAGUUUAUUGUUGCUCCAGAUUUUGAUGAGAAUGAUGUGGAGCAUUGGCUUCUCCCAGCUGAGAAUGUGGUUGAUAGUUUCUUGGUUGAGAGCCAAGAGAAUCAUGAGAUCACUGACUUCUGCAGCUUCUACACCCUUCCGUCAUCAAUACUAGGCAACCAGAAUUAUUCCACUUUGAAAGCUGCUUAUUCAUUUUAUAACAUUGCUACUAAGACUCCACUGCUCCAGUUGAUGAAUGAUGCACUUAUCGUUGCCAAGCAAAAGGACUUUGACGUUUUUAAUGCAUUAGAUGUCAUGCAAAACCAAUCUUUCCUGAAAGAGCUGAAAUUUGGACCAGGUGAUGGGCAACUUCACUAUUAUCUUUAUAAUUAUCGGAUAAGAAAUGGUAUUGCACCAUCAGAACUUGGGCUUGUACUCUUGUAGUUUCAUGAGUCUGCAUGUGUGCAGUGAUCUCUGUUGAUGACAAGGUAUGUCAGUUGCAUUUCCCCCCUUUCCUGAGCAGUUAUAGCAGCAGCAGAAGAAAAGGAAAAAGAAAAAAAAAAGAGAAUAUGCAGUGUAUUUGAGAAACAAGUCCAAUGUUUUUAUACGUCCAAAGUUAUGGGGACAUUUCAAUGUUGUUUGUCAUUCAAAUUGUUAUCUGGACACUAAUGUUUUUGAGAUUUUGAAAACCCUUUCCAUUCUUGAGUUUUGAUA
This is a messenger RNA of Manihot esculenta (cassava), 1856 nucleotides long. Its product is annotated as glycylpeptide N-tetradecanoyltransferase 1. The record is from RefSeq and is a predicted model, not a curated record. Bases 276 to 1586 code for a protein of 436 amino acids. Gene Ontology annotation, biological process: N-terminal peptidyl-glycine N-myristoylation. The transcript is spliced from 2 exons. Gene Ontology annotation, cellular component: cytoplasm. NCBI's taxonomy places the organism in Eukaryota, Viridiplantae, Streptophyta, Magnoliopsida, Malpighiales, Euphorbiaceae. Gene Ontology annotation, molecular function: glycylpeptide N-tetradecanoyltransferase activity.